AUGGCUGAUCUCUACCCUCCGUCCUACACCAUGCGCCACAGAGACGACUCUCAGUAUUCCCAGUAUCCCCCACCUCUUCUGUCUGCUGGCUCCAGCAACAACUCUUCCGACGACAACCAUGACCAGCCUCCAAGUCCUACAAAGUCCGCUGACCACCAGAAGCCAGAGGCUAAGCCCCAGGCUACCUUUCUCACAAAACUCUACGCUCUUCUCGAACGCCCAGAAAACCACCAUAUGAUUCGCUGGGAUCCUGCAGGCGAGCAUAUCAUCGUCGAGCGUCCAGAGCAGCUCGCUCUCCAUGUCCUGCCUAGCAUUUAUCGCCAGUCGCGCUUCGCUAGUUUUUCUCGCCAGCUCAAUAUCUAUGGCUUUAUGCGCAAAGUCAACUUGCGCAAUGUCGAUCCCGCCAUUGACGAUCCAGAUGCAAGCACUUGGUCCCACCCAACUCUCAACCGCCACUCUCCUCCAGAGGUCGUUGCUAAUUUUAAGCGUCGCGUACCUCCUCGUCUUCCCAAGCCUCGAAAGCGCGAUAUCCAGGAUCAGCAAUCCAUUCCGCCGCCGCGUUCCGCAAUUGGAAUGGGCCCCGUCCCUCUCACGGUUCCUUCUUCCGUCGGUCAUCCUUCCCACAAGCUUUUGAACGGUCCGAUAGGUCGUGCCCGUGGUUUUUCAGCUCCCGGUUCAUUCACCCCUUUGAACCAGGGUGCUGCUGGCGGUGCUGCUGGUGCUGCCACAGCAGCCGGUUGGAAUAACAACUUUUCUCGUUCUGCUCUUCCUCCUCUUAUGGUUCCCUCUGACCCUCCUCACAUACCCCAGCAAAAUAAUAUGUACAAUCACUCACCUCAGCAUCUCCACCCGAUUACCCCAUCUGAUGAUACCCCAAGUCCUAAUUUUCACCAAAUAUCUAAUUAUUCUAGCUCCAAUCAGUCCCAGUACCACCACCCUUAUCAAAACGAACAUAGCAGCUGGUCCUAUCACGGCGGCUCCUCCAGCCAUAACAGCAGUCUCUCUUCGCUGCUCAAUCCCAGCAGCAACGGCUAUUCUCGCCCACAGCCGCCUACCAUCAACACAUCCUAUGGUUCGCCCUUUUCUUCCAUGCCAAUGCAAGGCGAACACAGUGCUUCUUCCCUCUCCCCCGAUAGCCGCCCCACCACUGGCUACUCCAUGUCGUCCGUUUCCUCCAUGCCAUACCAGGACGACUACUCGCGGCCCAGCUCCAGCCAUCAUAGGCCAAUUUCUCCAGCUCGGCCGACCUCCUCAAAGUCCAACUACAACAACUCGGGAUCUUUGAGCGUGCGCAGGGAGCGACGGCACAGCCAAGCCGUUAGUCCAUACCCAAGCCCCUACGAUCACCCAAAUGAGCAACAACGUCCGUCGACAUCACCGCAGCCGAUCGAUAACCAUCAAUCGGCUGGUCUUCCACGCGUGAGGAGCAUGAUCCAACUUCCUUCGGUGGAUCCAUACAGCUUCAACAGCUCUCAAGCCGAAUUUGCAUACUCGGCAAUACCGGGCGCGGUGGGGCAUACAGCGUCGAUGGAGUCCAUGAACGACGCCAACGGGUGGGCAAGCCACAGAACUGCUGUUCGACCGUCCACUUCGACAUCCUCGAUCUCUGCAGCCUCGCACACAUCGUCGUCGCAGGCUAAUACCCCCCCUGUCCCAGAUAACUACCAUGGAGAGACGGAUAUCAAUAGAUUCUCACCCGACUUCGGGUUUGUACCAAUGAACGAGCAUCUUCCUCACCACCAUUACAACAAGGUCGCGAGUGACCUAUAG
This is a messenger RNA of Psilocybe cubensis, 1770 nucleotides long. RefSeq lists its product as uncharacterized. Gene Ontology annotation, biological process: regulation of DNA-templated transcription. The record is from RefSeq and is a predicted model, not a curated record. Gene Ontology annotation, molecular function: DNA-binding transcription factor activity; sequence-specific DNA binding. Bases 1 to 1770 code for a protein of 589 amino acids. The transcript is spliced from 5 exons. Lineage: Eukaryota; Fungi; Basidiomycota; Agaricomycetes; Agaricales; Agrocybaceae.